AUGGAGAAAGUUGAAACUGGAAUUCGUUACAACGAAGGACACUAUAAAAUUCCUCUGCCUUUCAGAACUAACGAUGUUACGAUGCCUAACAAUAAAGUCCAAGCAAUCAAGCGAGCGGAAUGGCAAAAAAGGAAAAUGUUAAAGAACGAACAGUAUCAACGAGAUUACACGGUGUUUAUGGAAGAAGUUAUCGCUAAGGGUUACGCAGAGAAAGUACCUUCACCAUCUUCAUCUGAGAAUGGGAAAGUUUGGUACAUCCCACAUCACGGCGUGUACCACCCGAAAAAGCCAGAAAAAAUCCGCGUUGUAUUCGACUGUAGUUUUCAAUUUCAAGGAACCUCUAUUAACGAUCAACUGCUCCCUGGUCCGAACCUUACCAACACGUUAAUCGGCGUUUUAAUUCGAUUCGGACAAGAUCCAAUAGCUUUCAUGGCUGACAUCGAAGCUAUGUUUUAUCAAGUGCAAGUACCUCUCAGCCAACGUGAUUUCCUGCGAUUCUUGUGGUGGCCCAAUGGCGAUUUAAACUCGAACAUGCAAGAAUAUCGUAUGACGGUGCAUUUGUUUGGUGCUGUCUCCUCGCCAAGCUGCUCAAACUACGCUCUAAGGAAAACUGCGUCCGAUAACGAGAAAGAGUUUGGUCAACAAGUCGCAAGAACAAUUGAGCGCAAUUUCUAUGUAGACGACUGCCUAAAAUCUAACGGAAACACAACGACGGCAAUCAACUUAAUUAAAGAUUUACGUCAUGCGUGUGCUAACGGAGGAUUUCACUUGACGAAGUUUACAAGCAAUUCUGGUUCUGUAUUGCGGUCGAUACCAGAGAAAGACCGGUCAAAAGGAUUAAAAAAUCUAGACUUGAUUCAUGAUAAGCUUCCACUAGAACGUGCUCUUGGAGUCCAUUGGUCCAUAGAAUCUGACACAAUUGAAUUUUGCAUAACGUUGAGCUCCAAACCAGUUACCAGAAGAGGAAUUUUGUCAACGGUGUCUUCACUUUACGAUCCUUUGGGUUUUGCUGCUCCAUUUACUUUGCCUGCAAAGAAGCUCUUGCAAGAGCUUUGUCAAUUACAGCGUUUGGGUUUGGACGACGAAAUUCCACAUGAGUAUGAAGUUUGCUGGUCCAAAUGGAAAAAUGACAUACAAAUUAUUUCUCAAGUUCAAGUCAACCGAAGUUUUAUACCGCCGAGCUUUGGAAAAGUCGUGUCGAGACAGUUUCAUCUAUUCUCCGAUGCAAGCCUUUAUGGAUACGGUUCGGUCGCCUAUCUUCGUUUGAAAGAUGAUGAAGGAAGAAUUCAUUGUGCCUUCCUAAUGGGUAAGUCCCGUCUUGCUCCGGUGAAAGUCGUGACCAUACCACGUUUAGAGCUCGUGGCGGUAGUCUUGUCCGCACGUCUGGGUCGAUUGCCUACUGAUGAAAUUGAAGAUAAGCCUGACAUUAGAAUAUACCACACUGACUCGACUACCGUCCUCCGAUACAUCCUGAACGAACAUACGAGAUUCCAUGUAUUCGUAGCAAACCGAGUGCAACAGAUACGAGAUUUGACUGACCAAACACAGUGGAGAUAUGUGCAAUCCAGCGACAAUCCAGCAGAUCACGCUUCAAGAGGACUAGACAGAAAGUCCUUUCCCCAGCUACACCAAUGGAUCCAGGGUCCAGAUUUUCUAUGGAAAGAAGAAGCAGAAUGGCCAGAACAACCGUUAUCAUUGAGUGAAGCAUCGAUCAACGAUCUAGAAGUUAAGAAAGCCGUUAGCAGCUUAGCGGUUAAGGUUGACAAUUCUCUGUCUUCAAUCAACAAAUUAAUUGAAUAUUAUUCAGACUGGUAUCGCUUAAGGAAGGCUGUUGCAAUAAUGCUCCGAGUUCGCAAGUUGCUCAAAGAACGAAGAUUACGAAACAAAGCACGUAACCUGCAACAAUUGACAGUGGAUGGCAAGAACCGAAUCUCAAAGGGAAGAAAGCCACUACCAUUAGUACCACCAAUGACACUACAAGAGUUAAAAGAAGCUGAAGAUGCAAUUAUUCGAUGUGUUCAAGAACAGUCGUACGGAGAAGAAAUACGAGCCAUCAAUGACAUCAUGAAAUCAGAUGAAACGGUAGUAAGAAAAUUAGAGAAACAAAAAAAAGCUCAGAUUAAGAAGACAAGUUCUAUCCAUCGACUCAACCCAUUCCUCUCUCAAGGCAUUCUUCGCGUUGGUGGUCGUCUCUCCAAAGCCGACUUGCAAGAGGAAACGAAAUACCCUUGUAUCCUGCCACCGAAAAAUCAUGUAACAACGCUUAUAAUUCGUCAUAUUCAUCACAGUUUGGGUCAUGCUGGACGUGCUCAUGUUUUAGUCGCCUUAAGAGAAAGAUAUUGGAUAGUCAGUGCCAAUUCAGCCGUCCGUAGCUGUCUGUACAAAUGCAUAACAUGUCGCCGGAUCAGCGCAUCACCAACUGAGCAGAAGAUGGUUGACCUUCCCGUGGAACGAGUGAAUCCAGUUCCUCCGUUUACCUAUGUUGGCGUAGAUUAUUUUGGCCCAUUCUACAUUAAAGACGGAAGGAAAGUCUUGAAAAGAUAUGGAGCUCUCUUUACUUGUCUCUCAAGUCGAGCGAUUCAUAUUGAAGUCUCUAAUUCACUUGACACCGACUCAUUCAUCCAUGCAUUAAGGCGAUUUGUGGCUCGACGAGGACCAGUUCAACAAAUUAGAUGCGAUAAUGGAACAAAUUUCGUCGGUGCAAAAUCAGAGCUUGACAAGUCCUUUGCUCAGAUGAAUCAUUUAAGAAUUCAAAGCAAGAUGAAUCAAAUGAACAUUGAAUGGCGAUUCAAUCCUCCAGCAGCAAGCCACAUGGGCGGGGUCUGGGAAAGACAAAUCAGAAGCGUACGCAAGAUCUUAGCUGGGAUACUUCUCGAAAAUGGGAAACAACUGGAUGAUGAGUCAUUUCAUACAUUACUAUGUGAAGUAGAAGCUAUUAUUAACUCUCGGCCUUUAACUUUCCCAUCCAGUGAUCCAGACGACCUAACCCCAAUAACUCCGAGCAAUAUCCUUACAGUGAAAACGAAGAUAAUUCUACCUCCUCCUGGUGUAUUCGAACGCGAAGACCUAUACGCACGUCGUCGUUGGCGCCGUGUACAAUACUUAGCCAAUCUAUUUUGGAGCAGAUGGAAGAAGGAAUAUUUGUUAUUACUUCAACAAAGGCAUAAAUGGACAACAACUAGACGGAAUGUAGCAGUAGGUGAUGUAGUUCUUCUUAAAGACGAGAAUUUAUCAAGGAACGUUUGGUCGAUGGGACGUGUCACUGCUACAAAUCCAGAUUCUGCUGGGUACGUGAGAAGCGUAGUUUUAAGAACAUCCAACGCAGAGCUUCACCGUCCAAUUUCGAAACUGGUGGUGUUAUUAGAGAAAAGUGACACCGAAGAGCUGUGA
This is a messenger RNA of Dendronephthya gigantea, 3390 nucleotides long. RefSeq lists its product as uncharacterized. The coding region runs from base 1 to 3390 and encodes 1129 amino acids. Lineage: Eukaryota; Metazoa; Cnidaria; Anthozoa; Malacalcyonacea; Nephtheidae. Gene Ontology annotation, biological process: DNA integration. The record is from RefSeq and is a predicted model, not a curated record. The transcript has a single exon. Gene Ontology annotation, molecular function: nucleic acid binding.